AUGGUAAAGCAGCAGGGAUCCAGGAAAACCAACUUGACCAACGAAGAUGAAGCAUAUGAAGCAAUUUUUGGCGGAGAGUUUGGCUCUUUAGAGAUCGGGUCAUACAUUGGUGGGGAUGAAGGUGCCAAUUCAAAGGACUAUACGGAACAUUUACCGGAUGCUGUAGAUUUUGAGGACGAAGAUGAACUUGCUGAUGAUGAUGAUGAUGAUUUAUCAGAAGAAACGGAUGCUAACUUGCAUCCAACUAUGAUGACUAUGGGCGCAUACGAUGAUGGAAAUGAGAACGGUGCCAUACUGGGUAUGGACUCAAAUAGUUUGAAUCUACAACUACCCGAGCUUAAUGGUGACUUAUCUCAGCAGUUUAUUUUGGAGGAUGAUGGAGGUACUCCUGCAACCAGCAACGCUUUGUUCGUGGGAAUGGAUGCAAAUGAAAUUCAUCUCGCCACUGAAACAGGUGUUCUUGAUGGUAGUGGCGGAAAUGAAAUUGGGCACUCUCAACUUUCGAUUAGCAACGUUAAUGCAAAUAAUAUGUCGAUAAAUGAUGGAUUUACCAUGGAACCAGAGAUACCAGAUAAUAAGCAUAAGAAACCUACUAAAUUAGACUUGAUAAACCACGAGAAGUAUCUUCUAAAGAAAUACUUUCCUGAUUUUGAAAAGGGUAAGAUUUUAAAAUGGAACAAGCUGAUUUAUAGAAGAUAUGUGCCGUAUCAUUGGCACAGGGAAACAUCUAGAGUGAAGAAACCGUUUAUGCCCUUAAACUUGAAAUUCAAAGUCCAACAGGAUGACAAGAGGGUAUUCAACUCAAGGACAACAUCUUACGUCGCCCCAAUUUAUCAAGGAAAAAAUAAUUUACUCCAAGAUAGCUCUUUUGCGUCUCGAAGAGGUUUGAUUCAUGUUUCCAUUGAUGAACUUUUCCCUAUUAAAGAGCAACAAAAAAAAAGGAAAAUUAUUCAUGAUGAAAAGACGAUAUCCGAAGACUUGCUAAUUGCCACUGAUGAUUGGGACCAAGAAAAAAUCAUUGAUCAGGGUACGUCAUCUACAACAUCUUUAACAGAGGCUUCUAUAACACCUAACUUGAAGUCAUCUAGCCGUUAUAAGUUGAAGAGCUUGGUUGAAGAUGUUGCUGAAGAUUGGCAAUGGGAUGAAGAUAUGAUAAUUGAUGCCAACUUGAAGGAGUCCAAACAUGCUGAAUUGAAUAUGAAUGACGAAAAACUGUUACUAAUGGUUGAGAACGCGAAUAAUUUAGCGCAGCAAAAGCGGCAAUUGGAUAGCAGUAACUUAAUACUGCCUAUUAAUGAAACUAUUUUGCAACAAAAGUUCAAUUUAUCUAAUGAUGAUAAAUAUCAAAUCUUGAAAAAAACGCAUCAAACAAAAGUCCGUUCUACCAUAUCAAACUUAAAUAUUCAGCACUCUCAGCCCGCAAUUAAUUUACAAUCUCCAUUUUACAAAGUGGCUGUUCCUAGAUAUCAAUUGAGGCAUUUCCACCGUGAAAAUUUCGGUUCUCACAUAAGACCAGGCACUAAAAUUGUCUUCAGUAAACUAAAAGCGCGUAAGAGGAAAAGAGAUAAGGGUAAAGAUGUCAAAGAAUCAUUUUCUACAUCUCAAGAUCUAACCAUUGGUGAUACUGCUCCUGUUUAUUUAAUGGAAUAUUCAGAACAAACACCGGUCGCGUUAUCUAAAUUUGGUAUGGCCAACAAAUUGAUUAAUUAUUAUCGUAAAGCCAAUGAACAAGAUACCUUAAGGCCCAAGUUGCCUGUUGGUGAAACUCACGUUCUGGGUGUUCAAGAUAAAUCACCAUUUUGGAACUUUGGGUUUGUUGAACCUGGUCAUAUCGUUCCCACAUUAUACAAUAACAUGAUUAGGGCACCCGUUUUUAAACAUGAUAUAUCAGGAACAGAUUUUCUUCUGACAAAAAGUUCGGGUUUUGGUAUAAGUAACCGAUUUUACUUACGCAAUAUCAACCACCUUUUUACAGUAGGACAAACUUUUCCUGUCGAGGAGAUUCCCGGACCUAACUCAAGAAAGGUUACAUCAAUGAAAGCUACAAGGUUGAAAAUGAUUAUCUAUAGAAUUCUGAACCAUAACCAUAGCAAGGCAAUUUCUAUUGAUCCUAUCGCAAAGCAUUUUCCCGAUCAAGAUUAUGGACAAAACAGACAAAAAGUAAAGGAAUUCAUGAAAUAUCAAAGGGAUGGCCCUGAAAAAGGUUUGUGGAGACUUAAAGAUGAUGAAAAACUGUUAGACAACGAAGCCGUGAAAAGUUUAAUCACACCAGAGCAAAUCAGUCAAGUUGAAUCAAUGAGUCAAGGCCUACAAUUCCAGGAUGAUAACGAAGCAUAUAAUUUUGAUUCUAAACUAAAAUCUCUAGAAGAAAACUUGCUACCAUGGAACAUCACAAAAAAUUUCAUUAACUCUACACAAAUGCGAGCCAUGAUCCAGAUACAUGGUGUCGGUGAUCCAACGGGCUGCGGGGAAGGGUUUUCAUUUCUGAAAACGUCAAUGAAAGGUGGUUUUGUUAAGUCUGGUUCCCCUUCUGGUAAUAACAAUAGUUCAAACAAAAAAGGCACCAAUACGCAUAGCUACAAUGUUGCUCAGCAACAAAAAGCUUACGACGAAGAAAUUGCCAAGACCUGGUAUACACACACAAAAUCGUUGAGUAUAAGCAACCCUUUUGAGGAAAUGAACAAUCCUGACGAGAUUAACCGGACUAAUAAACAUGUUAAGACAGAGAGAGAUGAUAAGAAAAUUCUGAAGAUCGUUAGAAAGAAAAGAGAUGAAAACGGUAUAAUUCAAAGACAGACAAUUUUUAUAAGAGAUCCUAGAGUCAUCCAGGGGUACAUGAAAAUUAAAGAACAGGAUAAGGAAGACGUUAACAAAUUAUUAGAAGAGGACACUUCAAAGAUAAAUAAUUUAGAAGAACUUGAGAAACAGAAAAAACUGUUACAAUUAGAAUUAGCUAAUUUGGAAAAAUCACAGCAGCGUAGAGCAGCAAGACAGAAUUCGAAGAGAAAUAGCGGUGCCACAAGGAUAGAAAACUCGGUGGAUAAUGGUGGCGACCUUGCCGGUGUAACCGACGGCAAAACACCCAAAAAUAAAAGCAAGAACACCACGAGAAGAUGCGCUACAUGCGGUCAAAUUGGGCACAUAAGAACAAACAAAUCGUGCCCAAUGUAUAGCAGCAAAGAUGAGCCUGUUUCACCGAAGUAG
Molecule: messenger RNA, 3204 nt
Organism: Saccharomyces paradoxus
Lineage: Eukaryota; Fungi; Ascomycota; Saccharomycetes; Saccharomycetales; Saccharomycetaceae
Gene: TAF1
Product: histone acetyltransferase
Exons: 1
Coding region: 1-3204 (1067 amino acids)
Biological process (GO): transcription by RNA polymerase II; RNA polymerase II preinitiation complex assembly
Cellular component (GO): transcription factor TFIID complex
Molecular function (GO): RNA polymerase II general transcription initiation factor binding; histone acetyltransferase activity; TBP-class protein binding
Source: RefSeq, a predicted model, not a curated record